GCGGAGGUGGAUGUGGGAGGUGGAUCGACCUAAAAAGAGCCCGUCUCAUUCCGGGAAGUUGCACUUGCCUAUACGGUAUGUACAUAUCGGAACACCCCACAAGUUAGCGCCCCUCAUAGGCUCAUACCAAUAUUCCUCAGGAUUCUAGUGUCGGUUUGGCAGCCCUCAGACUCUGAAACCGAAACUUCAUCCGGUCUCAACUAGGUCCUACUUUGAGCCUCAAUCAUAUUCCCCUCUCUAACCCGAAUGUAUCUAGCGGGUGCUUACAUUUCUCCCCUCGCCUAAACUCAUCCUCUCAUUCGUGUUAUUUCUUUUCGUCGUUGUCGCGUUUGCUAGCAUAAAAUCACAUCCCACCAUGGCGAUGAGAAGAGCCCCACCUCUUCUGUUCCCGGCCGCGGCCAAGCACACGGCUACCGUUAUUUUCGUGCACGGGUUAGGCGACACAGGUUACGGAUGGGCCUCCGCUGUCGAGAACUGGAGACGGCGGCAGAGAUUGGACGAGGUCAAGUUCAUCCUGCCCCACGCUCCUCGCAUACCCGUCACCGCCGCCGAGGGAAUGCUGAUGCCCGGCUGGUAUGAUAUCUUUGCGCUGAGUGGAAAGACGGAUGACCUUAGAAAAGACCAAGAUGAGAGGGGCAUCCUGCUUAGCAGGGACUACUUCAACGGGCUGAUCCAAUCCGAGAUCGACUCUGGCAUACCAGCUAACCGCAUCGUUCUCGGCGGCUUCUCUCAGGGCGGUGCCAUAUCCCUCUUCACCGGACUGACAUCGAAGUACAAGCUUGCUGGCAUAGUCGCAUUAUCGUCCUAUCUGUUGUUGGAUGGCAAGUUCUCCGACUUCGUCAAGGAGAAUGACAAUAACCACAAAACCCCGAUUCUGAUGUGCCACGGCGAUGAAGACCAAGUCGUGCCGACGAACUUCGGUAAGGUAUCUUACGAGCUAUUGAAGACGCGGGGUUUCGAUGUCACUAUGAAGAUAUAUCCCGGUAUGGCUCAUUCGGCUUGCGUGGAGGAACUCGAUGAAGUUGAGGCCUUUUUAGGAGCACAUCUACCAGCUGAAGGCGACAAGAAAUCAGAGUUGUGAGUCGUUCUAGACGAGAAGCGAUGACUUAUGAUGGAAAGAGAAGGGGACAGAAUACUACUAGAAUUUUGCGUCUAGACGAUUAUCUCCCUGCUUGCUAUUUGAGGACACGAUCGAAAUUAUAGGAAAGCUUCCUAUGUUUCCAGAUGCAUACUUAGAUACCUAGAUACCUACAAUUGAUAGAACGUUGAUUUCUACAUACUGGAACUAAUCUUGAAUGAUACGUCAUGCCU
Messenger RNA from Annulohypoxylon truncatum, 1311 nucleotides. RefSeq names its product Phospholipase/carboxylesterase. Gene Ontology annotation, cellular component: cytoplasm. NCBI's taxonomy places the organism in Eukaryota, Fungi, Ascomycota, Sordariomycetes, Xylariales, Hypoxylaceae. The coding region runs from base 356 to 1081 and encodes 241 amino acids. The transcript is spliced from 5 exons. The record is from RefSeq and is a predicted model, not a curated record. Gene Ontology annotation, biological process: protein depalmitoylation. Gene Ontology annotation, molecular function: palmitoyl-(protein) hydrolase activity; carboxylic ester hydrolase activity.